Molecule: messenger RNA, 2618 nt
Organism: Exophiala xenobiotica
Lineage: Eukaryota; Fungi; Ascomycota; Eurotiomycetes; Chaetothyriales; Herpotrichiellaceae
Exons: 2
Coding region: 222-980 (252 amino acids)
Source: RefSeq, a predicted model, not a curated record
UGGCGACCAUCUCUCGCCGACUUUGAGGUCCUUUGAUGAUAUGCUUACCGACCGCCGCUAGAGCUUCAGAAACAAUCAUUGCGGCGAGCACCUUGAAGUAUAAAAGUAGGCAGCUGGAGAACAGCGACCAAUUCUGUGGGAGGGUUGCCAUACUACGUUUCCCUCGAAUUUGUCUGCACCGUCGUACAUGUUGAGCAUUCGUCGAAUUGUCAAGACAAACUAUGACCACCACCGCAAAGUCCACCUCACUCCGCGUCGGCAUGCUGCUGAUACCGCCCGUCCAGCUCCUCGACGCCGCGGGCAUCGACGCAUUCGGCAUGCUCGCGCCGGACUAUCUCAACGCAUGCGGCCUGCCUCAACCACUGCUUGACCUCGCCAUCCCAGUAUCAAUUCACUACAUCAGUCAGUCUGGUCCUGACUCGCACGUACCGAUGACAUCCUCAACAACACUACCCAUCACAGACUCGUUGACUUCCCCAGCCGUGCAACCAGGUCAACUCGACGUCUUGCUCAUUCCUGGCCCAGAUCCGAAUGCUAUUCCUGACCGAGCGGUGGUAGACUUUCUUCGCGCACACCAGAAAUUCGACAGAACUGACUUCUUGAUCAUAUGCACCGGGAAUUUCCCUGCCGGUUAUGCUGGUCUUCUGGACGGAAAGAGAGUGACCGGGCCUAGGGGAUUGCUACCAAAGUUGAAGGUGAAGUUCCCUGCCGCAAAGUUCGUCGACAGGCGGUGGGAGAGAGACGGCCGGGUUUGGACGUCUGGUGGCAUAACGAAUGGCCUUGACCUCAUCGCUGCAUAUUUACAUUACAAAGUGCAGAAGGAGUUGGCCGACCUGGUCUGCGCCAUGGCAGAGAUUGGCGACCGACCACAAGAUUACGAUGCGGGCAAGGCAAGCAAUACCCUUUGGUGGCUCUGGUUGAUCCUCAGAUCAUUGGUCAAGGGCAAAGCCAAACACGGCAAGGACAAGAAAGCAAAUUGAAUUGCCAUAGUGAGCAGGUGAUCAGCUUUCAAAUCUUUCAUGUUUCCGCUAUAUACCUCGAACUCUCAUGGCUCAUCGAUCAUCUGCAUCUUCGACUUCUAAGAUGUCCGGAAUGUUGAUAUAUAAGACUUCGGUUCUUUCAGUCGAGAGAUUUGUGUUUCGAACAAACUUGAUCUUCCAGGCACCAUUGUUGUUCGUGCCUGACGCGCCUCCACUCGAUACCCAGAUCCCACCGCCUUGCACGAAUUCGCAGUUCUUCACAAUCUGGCCGUACUUCGAAAGGAUUCGCUCACUUCACGGCGCUCAGCACCAGCAGACAUGUAAAAGUGGCUAGGAUAUCCCUGUAACAGGCAGAGUCAGCGUUGAUCUAAAUGUUAGAUCUUUGAGUCAUGAACUUACUUCCAACGGGUGUACAAUCUGGUCUGCGGCAAGAUCUCUCACGGGAUCGGAGUUAAAGCCAUGUUUUUCCGUUCAGAGAAAGACAUGACAAGAUAGGAUGACGAGAUGGGAUGGAGGAGAAGAAGGAGGAGAAGGAGGAGGAGGAGAAGGAGGAGAUCCUGUACCAAGGGCUGUUCCAGAGUGAAGGACCAGGUUGACUGCUGUCAAAACCUGGAGCGUGGUACUGUGUGAGUGAUCACUCAUGAAUGGUGCGGGUGGGUGGUAGGAGCUAGGCCAAUGUUAGUGGAUGAACAGGAACAUUGGGGAGUGGAUGAGCCUACUCAUGGUCGCUGGCUGUCCUAGGAGUCUUGGAUCGAUGCACGACAGCGGGACAUGACGAAGUGGUGUCUGUGUGGACUGAGUAGGAGCGGCAUUACCAGGAAGGCGUGCUUGAGGAGAGCCGUCCUGACCUUGAGUGGAAGAAGACAUGUCGGAACCCGCCAUUUGAGGCUCGGGGCAUUAUAUGUCCCAUGCUGGGUUGACGUCGACGACCCAGCACAGGCCGGCGUAAUCGAAGGCGCUGGAGUAUUGGAUGCACGCGUCGGAUGGCAUCAUCGCAGGCUCAGAUUUGCGUCUUGCCCAUCUGCAAAACACGGAGCUUGUCAUUCUCUGAAACGCGGACACCCAUCAGAGCUCUUGUCGACGCUGUAUCGAGAUCAAACGGCGAACGCAUCGAACUUCAAAGUCAAAAUGUCGACACCUAGGCCCGACAGGCGCAUGCCCGUGUAGCCGAAGACAAGGCUCGUCCAGGUAUGUCCCACUGGUAGAGUGUGUGAGAGGGAGAGGGAAUGACCAAACCAUCCUCAGGAAACCCCUCUUGCAACGACAACGAGAGCCCGCCCCGGUUCUUUACCGGAUCUCGCUUUUAGCCACUUCCAAUCGAAAUCUUCUUGUGAUUCCUGGCGGCGACUUGUCCGUGGCGGUCAUCUCUCGUUUGCUCAAGAUCCAGACGGCGAAGGAGUAGAGUUCCUUUUGAGCUCCUUUGAAAAAAAGAACAACUGGGCCUUUCCACUGCGUGAGUUGCACGGCUCUUCUUCGCCAUGCCCGAUUGUCCGCUUUCACCAAGGUCUGUCAAACCCGGCAUUGCAUUGGGUGGCUGGAGAUGGCGCUGUGCAAGUGUGUGCAUGGCCUUCGGACACACCUUGUAGAAGAGAAGCCCAGCGCAAAUGUCCACCAAAUAUGCAAUGCUGAGUCGCUGAC